This is a messenger RNA of Anguilla anguilla (European eel), 3671 nucleotides long. It is a transcript of the gene wwp2, whose product is annotated as WW domain containing E3 ubiquitin protein ligase 2. The transcript is spliced from 24 exons. Gene Ontology annotation, biological process: negative regulation of transcription by RNA polymerase II; ubiquitin-dependent protein catabolic process; protein K63-linked ubiquitination. Bases 113 to 2770 code for a protein of 885 amino acids. NCBI's taxonomy places the organism in Eukaryota, Metazoa, Chordata, Actinopteri, Anguilliformes, Anguillidae. Gene Ontology annotation, molecular function: protein binding; ubiquitin protein ligase activity. The record is from RefSeq and is a predicted model, not a curated record.
AUCCACAAUUCUUUGCGGCCCUGGUAGCUUCGUCAGGUGAUGCUGACAUUGAGGCGGAAAUGAAAGUUAACUAGAGCCGUCGGAUCUCCACUGAAAUAAGGGCUGUGUUGUCAUGGCAGCAGCCAGCGUGAGUCGACCUGGCGUUACCCAGACCACAGAGAAGUCGCAGUUGACCUUGAAAGUGCUCUCAGCCAAGCCUCAGUCCCCCAAACUCCCCGGCAGGAACGCGCGCCUCAGCUCCUUCGUGGAGGUCACCGCGGACGGCCUGAGCAGCGAGACCAAGAAGACGGGCAAACGCAGCGGCCACCCCGAGCUGCAGUGGAACGAGGACCUCACCCUGAAUGUGACCCCUCAGAGUCGUUUGGAUCUGAAGUUGUGGAGCUGCCACACCUUGAGGAAAGAACUGCUUGGGAGCGCAACCAUUGACCUGCUGGAUACACUGCGCACACACCAGGGAAAGAUGGAGAAUGUGAAGCUCAGCCUGGCCUUGCAGACGGAGAACAGAGGCUCGGUUGUAGCGGGCGGAGAGCUGACCGUCUGUCUGGACGGCCUGGCUGUUGAUCUGGGAUCCCUGCCCAAUGGCAGCUCCGCGACAGACAAGCUGCUGCAGACAGACGGACCGGCCGACGGGACAGACAGACAUGGCAACCUGCGCAGGACACAGAGCGAAGAGACACCCGGCACAGCCAGCCCCCGUGGCAGGAAUCACAGGCACUCUGCAGGGGGGGCUCGAGGAGCCUCUCUGACCAAUGGGGAGCCGGCGCUGAACGGAGAGCAGAGCCCUGGGGGGCGGAGCCGCCACCGAUCCUCUAAGAACCUCCAUACCAGCCCUGCAGGUAAAGGCGAUUUGUCCACGAGCGGGGUGGAGAACGGGAGGAACAGCCCCGCCCGCCACACUCCCCCGCCGGCCCCCUCCUCCCCCAGGGGCACGCCCACCCCCACGCCCCCCGCGCCCGACCCCGGGGCUCCGCCCCCACCUGCCGACUUCAACGAGACGGGGGCGGCCCCCCCCAACCCCGACCAGCCCAACUUCAGCACUGACCCAGUGCAGGAGUCACUGCCCGCGGGCUGGGAGCAGAGGGUCUUGCCCCAUGGGAGAGUGUACUACGUUGACCACAACACCAAGACCACCACCUGGGAGAGGCCAUUACCCCACGGGUGGGAGAAGCGUGUGGACCCGCGGGGCCGGUUCUACUAUGUGGACCACAACACGCGCACCACCACCUGGCAGCGGCCCACGCCCGAGUCCGUGCGCAACUACGAGCAGUGGCAGAGCCAGCGCAGCCAGCUGCAGGGCGCCAUGCAGCACUUCAGCCAGAGGUUCCUCUACCAGCCCUCCGGAGCUCCUGUGGAGAAUGACCCGCUGGGCGCGCUCCCUCCCGGGUGGGAGAAAAGACAAGACAAUGGGAGGGUGUACUUCGUCAACCACAACACCCGGACCACGCAGUGGGAGGACCCUCGAACCCAAGGGAUGAUCCAGGAGGCUCCGCUGCCCCCUGGCUGGGAGAUGAAGUACACCGCUGAGGGAGUGCGCUACUUUGUGGACCAUAACUCCCGCACCACCACCUUCAAGGACCCACGGCCCGGGUUCGAGUCUGGCACCAGACAGGGCGGGUCCCCGGGAGCCUACGAUCGCAGCUUCAGGUGGAAAUAUCACCAGUUCCGCUUCCUUUGUCAUUCCAAUGCCUUGCCCAGCCAUGUGAAGAUCAGCGUAUCGCGACAGACGUUGUUCGAAGACUCAUUUCAACAGAUCAUGAACAUGAAGCCGUAUGACCUGCGCAGGAGGCUCUACAUCAUCAUGAGGGGGGAGGAGGGGCUGGACUACGGAGGCAUCGCCCGAGAGUGGUUCUUCCUGCUGUCGCAUGAGGUUCUGAACCCCAUGUACUGCCUGUUCGAAUACGCCGGCAAGAACAACUACUGCCUGCAGAUAAACCCCGCCUCCUCCAUCAACCCUGACCACCUCACGUACUUCCGCUUCAUUGGACGAUUCAUUGCCAUGGCCCUGUACCAUGGGAAGUUCAUAGACACGGGCUUUACUCUUCCUUUCUACAAGCGCAUGCUCAAUAAAAAGCCCACGCUGAAGGACCUGGAGUCCAUCGACCCCGAGUUCUACAACUCCAUCAUGUGGGUCAAAGACAACAGUCUGGAGGAGUGUGGGGUAGAGCUGUACUUCGCUCAGGACAUGGAGAUCUUGGGAAAAGUCUCCACUCACCAGCUGAAGGACGACGGCGAGAAUGAAUUGGUCACCCAGGAGAACAAAGAGGAGUACAUCGGUCUGCUGACGGAUUGGCGCUUCACGAGGGGAGUGGAGGAGCAGACCAAGGCCUUCCUGGACGGGUUCAACGAGGUCGUGCCUCUGGAGUGGCUGCGCUACUUCGACGAGAAAGAGCUGGAGUUGAUGUUGUGUGGGAUGCAGGAGGUUGAUCUGAGUGACUGGCAGAAGAACACCAUCUACAGGCACUACACCAAGAACAGCAAGCAGAUACACUGGUUCUGGCAGGUGGUGAAGGAGAUGGACAGUGAGAAGCGUAUCCGGCUGCUGCAGUUUGUCACAGGAACCUGCCGCCUGCCCGUCGGGGGCUUCGCUGAGCUCAUAGGUAGCAACGGGCCUCAGAAGUUCUGCAUAGACAAGGUGGGGAAGGAGACCUGGCUGCCCAGGAGUCACACCUGUUUUAAUCGGCUGGACCUGCCUCCUUACCGGAGUUUGGAGCAGCUGAGGGAGAAGCUGCUGUUCGCCAUCGAGGAGACGGAGGGAUUCGGGCAGGAGUGAGGGGGAGGAGGGAGCACGAGCGGUGAGACGGAGGAGCGCGGGGGAGGAGAACGAGGAGGAGGAGGAGGAGACGCCGCGAGCGGAGCGGAGAGGAGAGGGAGAAAGCAGCCCCGGGAACAGAAAAAUUCCCAGCCACUCAUUGUCAAGCCCCGCCCACGUCCCUGCUCACUGGCUAUGACAGACGGGCUCCUCGCGACGUCACGCUGAGCCGCGUGCGCGCAUGAUUAAUCUUACAGAAAACGCCUCCUAGCUGCGUUUCACGGUCCUGGUUGUAAUUGGUGUCAUAUCUUUUUUUUGAUUUUUCUCUCCCUUCAAGAAAAACAGAACUCUGGCUUUAUACGAAUGUUUUAUCGCACCAACAAUCAUUAACGGUGAUGAAAUCAUGCAGAGCAGGCGGAGGCGUAGACGUCUUGAGUUCGUCCCGUUUCGCUCUUUCCUGCCCCUGAGCCGCACGCUCGCUCUCCACUGUUUGUGAGCGGCAAACUCGUCCGCGGCUCUCUCUGGAGGGGGCGUGGCCUCUCACCAGCACAGAUAUCCGGUAGGACCCAGGGGGGUGUGGCCACGAUGAUGGGACUUCCGACGAAGUGGCGUGUAGACUUUGUCUCCCCCUGCUGGCUGCCUGCCGCCUGUACAUUCGCCCUCUCUUCCCUCCCUUGUAAUUACACCAAAUACAUUAUACAGGACGUCUUCAAUAAAGAUUAUAUUAUAUCACCUGCAAAUAUCAACAAAUCAGCUACAGCUAAUGUAUGUAUCUAUGUAAGAGAAAUAAUAGUGAGACAAACCUUAUUAAGAGAAGGUUCACAUGAAAGGGUGAGAGAAAUGUGGCCAUUUUUUUCAUUGUGAAAAACAGUGUUAUAUUGUAAUGAAACAAAUAAAUGAAAUUAAAAUCUGAAGAAAGAGA